Messenger RNA from Sitodiplosis mosellana (orange wheat blossom midge), 834 nucleotides. RefSeq lists its product as uncharacterized. Lineage: Eukaryota; Metazoa; Arthropoda; Insecta; Diptera; Cecidomyiidae. The transcript has 5 exons. Gene Ontology annotation, molecular function: metallopeptidase activity. The annotation marks the transcript as partial. The record is from RefSeq and is a predicted model, not a curated record.
CCGAGCACAUGUUUUGCUAUUGAUUCUCACGCGAAAUCAAUUCGAUCCAAACGUGAAAUACAUCCAAAAUAUAGUUGUGAUUGUACUACGAAUACUGUAAAUUAUUUAGAGGAGUUCGGCUUAAAUGGCAGUAGUUACACAGCUGACGAGCUAAGUAGCUUGGAUAGUGGUGAUUUAAGUGCCAUUCUCAAACCGAUGCAGUCCUAUGCCGAGCUAGAAACAACGGGCAAUUUCAGCGACGAGACGUGUAAUUUUGUAAGCCGAAGAUGGCAGAUUAAAAAUAAAAUUCUGACCUGGAGACAUAACCCAACGAUGUUCUUCAAUAAAAAAAUGAACCUAGACAUUCAAUAUGUGCAAAAGAAUUUGGAAGAUGCCAACAACAUAACGCAAAAGAAGACAUAUUUUACGUUGAUUGAAGCGAAAGGCGAAAAUUCAGACAUUCAAUUUAGCUUCGUUGACUCAACAAAUAAAACUUGUAACUCAACAAUCGGUGGAAAAGAAUUGACAUAUAAUGGGGGCACAACAAUCGGUUGUGCCUAUUUGCCAGGAUAUACAGGUAAACAUGGUGGUCUUGUGGAACUUUACGGACCGAACUGGGGCGAUGAUGGGCUAAACAUAGGUGAAGCAGCUGAACAAGCGUUUCGCAUCUUACUGGAUAUUGGUUCUAAAAAUAUUGAAAAAGUGUAUAACUUCAAUAAAACGAGCAACCACGUGUAGAGCUACGUUCACAUGAUCUGCUGAGGACUAAGACUUGAUGAUCAACGCUUUGAUCAAUGAUCAUGCUUGCUGCCAUUUUAAUCCGCAAACUUAAAUCGAUUCAAUCUUAUCUUAAGA